Molecule: messenger RNA, 1334 nt
Organism: Colletotrichum navitas
Lineage: Eukaryota; Fungi; Ascomycota; Sordariomycetes; Glomerellales; Glomerellaceae
Product: acetyltransferase
Exons: 4
Coding region: 449-1144 (231 amino acids)
Molecular function (GO): acyltransferase activity, transferring groups other than amino-acyl groups
Source: RefSeq, a predicted model, not a curated record
GGGUCGCCCCCCCCCCCCCCUUUUCUGGCGCUCGCUCGCCUCCGCCACCGAACAUGGACGAUCGCUCUCGGUUCUCGGCGACGGGUCAUGCAGCAGCGUAACGGCGAGGGGGACGGAAGAACCCCUCCUCCCCCCUCCCCGCCAUUCCUUUCGUGGAAAGUGUAUGCCGUCUGCGAUCUUAUCUUCUUGCCGAUAAUCUACCCCGCAGGAAACCGACCACCCGAAUCGAGGCAGGCGGUGGAGUCGGCCGUCGUCGUCGAACACGGAUGACGUCUCCGGGGUGCCGCUGCUCCUCGCAUAGGCACUAUUCAAUAUAGAGGAAGCGAAGACUCCCGUCCUGGGGAACUACGAGACUCGUUCAUAUACAUCCCGCCGAUUGCUCAAUCGAGACCGAGUGGCUCUUUUUAUCUCAUAUUGCAACCGCGCCUUAUACCUCCCCCCAGAGAACAUGCCGAUUCGUGUGACGGACCUCACGGAGGCGGAUAUCCCAGGGGCCGUGAAAGCCGUACAGCAGGCUUUCAGUGGAGACCCGUACAACGUCUGGGUCUACGACCAGUCCAAGUUCAGUUCCGAAAGGAAUUAUGCCUCGCUCGCGCUCCGCAUGCGCUGGGGCAUGCGCAACGGCAUCUUCCACGUCGCCAAGGAGGAGGGAAGCGACGAGGUGCUGGGCGUGGCCAUGUGGCUGCCGCCUAAGCCCGCGGGGGCGCCGCCGACGUGGACCGACUGGCUCGAGGGCUGGCGUCUGUGGCUCGGCCAGGUCAACUACAACCUGUGGUACGGCCGGGGAGGGUUGAACGUCAGGAGAUACUACAUCUGGAAAGAUGCGCAGGCGAAAGCCCAGCGGGACCUCUGGACCGACCCGCGGGGCUACUACUUCCUUAACAUCAUGGUCGUCCUGCCCGAUGCGCAGGGGAAGGGCGUGGGGACCGCGAUGAUGAAGGCCGUGACGGGCCGGGCCGACGCCGAAGGGGUGAAGUGCUACCUCGAGUCCAGCAGGGAUGUGCCCAAUACGGCCAUCUACGGGCGGUGGGGGUUCGUCGUCCAGAGGGACAUGGUCUGUGACGACGCUGGCGACGCGAUCCGGCUGUUCAGCAUGAUCCGGGAGCCCGGCGCCGCGCCCGGGGAUGGGAGGGGGCGGUCGUGAAGAAAAAAAAAUGCAAGGCUGUUGCGCAACAACCAGCCCAUGAUGAUGUGUGAGGGGCGAGUUCGAAGGAGACAAUAAGAGUAUCUAGCCAACGGUAUGAUAUAUACCAGAUACUAGACCAAUUCCGUCCGCUCAUAUUCAAACGUCAAUAUCACUGGGUCUGUUACCGAUGGUGGCCGGUUUGCAACGU